Molecule: messenger RNA, 2438 nt
Organism: Hypoxylon trugodes
Lineage: Eukaryota; Fungi; Ascomycota; Sordariomycetes; Xylariales; Hypoxylaceae
Product: transketolase
Exons: 6
Coding region: 184-2241 (685 amino acids)
Biological process (GO): pentose-phosphate shunt
Cellular component (GO): cytosol
Molecular function (GO): transketolase activity
Source: RefSeq, a predicted model, not a curated record
AGACCCAUCGAGGCCCGUUGCCGGUCCUCCAGCGUGCAGCAUGGAAGCAACCAAAACAUUUUAACCACCUUCCCACUUCUUCUUUUCAAUCCUCUUCCUCCCCUCAAUCAACUUUUUCUCAUUUCCCAUUCCACUCUCUUUACUGAUUAUUUCCCAAGGCAUUCUUUUGACAGAACCGCAAUCAUGGGAUAUACCGACAAAGAUUGGCUUGCCAUUAACACGAUCCGCCUUCUCGCGGUCGAUGCCACAUUCGCCUCCAACUCGGGCCACCCUGGCGCGCCUAUGGGUAUGGCACCGGUGGCUCACGUCUUAUUCAACAAGUUCAUGAAGUUCAACCCCAAGAACCCCAAGUGGUUGAACCGUGACCGAUUCGUUCUCUCUAACGGACACGGAUGCAUGCUCCAAUAUGCCCUCCUCCACCUUUUUGGAUACGCCCUAACUUUAGACGACAUCAAGGGUUUCCGAAAAGUCGACAGCAUCACCCCCGGACAUCCCGAGGCCCACGACACCCCCGGUGUUGAGGUUACCACUGGUCCUCUCGGACAAGGUAUCUCCAACGCUGUUGGUCUUGCUAUUGCUCAAGCCCAAACAGCCGCCACAUUCAACAAGGAUGGAUUCCCCCUUGUUGACAACUACACCUAUGCCUUCUUAGGUGAUGGUUGCUUGAUGGAGGGUGUUUCUAGCGAGGCAAGCUCCUUGGCUGGUCACCUGCAAUUAGGUAACCUCAUUGCCGUCUGGGACGACAACCAGAUCACCAUUGACGGUGACACUGCAUGCGCUUUCACCGAAGACGUCGUUAAGCGAUACGAGUCUUAUGGCUGGCACGUCGAGAUUGUCGAUGAUGGUGACCACGACCUCGAGGGAAUUGAGAAGGCCAUACAGAAGUGCAAGGAUGUUAAGAACAAACCCUCGCUAAUUAAGCUCAAGACCACCAUUGGUUUCGGUUCUUUACAGCAGGGUACUCACGGAGUACACGGUUCUCCGCUAAAGGCCGACGAUAUUAAGCAGGUUAAGCAGAAAUUUGGCUUCAACCCCGAACAGAGCUUCAUCGUCCCACAAGAUGUCUACGACCAAUAUGGAAAGAAGGCUGCUGAGGGUGCCGCCCUUGAGGCAGAGUGGAACAAGCUUUUCGCAAGCUACGCUACUAAGUACAAGGCUGAGCACGAUGACCUUGUUCGCCGGCUAGAAGGAAAGCUUCCUGAGGGUUGGGAGAAGAGCCUCCCCGUCUACACUCCCAAGGACGCCGCUGUUGCGUCUCGAAAGCUCUCCGAGAUCGUCCUUUCUAAGGUUGAGGCUAUUGUCCCCGAGCUUAUCGGUGGUUCUGCUGAUUUGACAGGAUCUAACCUGACUCGAUGGAAGGGUGCUACCGACUUCCAGCCCCCGUCGACUGGUCUUGGUGACUACGCCGGUCGAUACAUCCGAUACGGUGUCCGUGAGCAUGGUAUGGGCGCUAUCAUGAACGGUAUCGCCGCUUACGGUACCCUUAUCCCCUACUCAGGUACUUUUCUAAACUUCGUCUCGUACGCUGCUGGCGCCGUCCGUCUAUCGUCUCUAUCCCAGGUCCGUACGAUCUGGGUUGCCACUCACGACUCCAUCGGUCUCGGUGAGGAUGGUCCUACACACCAGCCGAUCGAAACACUCGCCCACUUCCGUGCUCUGCCCAACAUGAUGGUUUGGCGACCGGCUGAUGGUAACGAGACUAGCAGCGCCUACUACGUUGCCCUAACCUCCAAGCACACUCCUAGCAUCAUCGCUUUAUCGCGACAAAACCUGCCCCAGCUUGAGGGCUCAACCAUCGAGAAGGCGAUCAAGGGUGGAUAUGUCUUACACGAGGUUGAGGGUGCCGAUAUCACCCUUGUCUCAACUGGUUCGGAAGUCUGCAUUUGCGUUGACGCCGCCAAGUACCUCCAAGAGAAGCACGGCCUUAAGGCCCGUAUUGUCUCGAUACCCUGCUUCGAGGUCUUCGACUCUCAAACCAAGGAGUACAGACUCAGCGUUCUUCCCGACGGUAUCCCGUCGUUGUCUGUUGAGGUCAUGAGCACAAUGGGUUGGGAGAGAUAUACCCACGAGCAAUUUGGUCUCAACAGAUUUGGUGCCUCCGGUGCCUACAAGGACGUCUACAAGAAAUUCGAGUUUACUCCUGAGGGCGUUUCGAAGAGGGCUGUGGCAACUGUUGAAUUCUGGAAGGGUGUCCCUAACAUCCGUUCGCCUAUCAACCGUGCGUUCCAGCAGCUUAUUUAAACAAAAAAAUUGGUGUGGCGGAUGAUGAGUCUUGGUAUAAUUAAAUCAGCUGGCGCAAUGUAUCAGAUGGUGUUCUCGGAUUUAUAGACGUGCGGGCCAAAAUAGUCCGAGAUAAGAUACAGCACGAGACAAAUUUGGCAUCAAGCACAUUUUUAAAACAUAUUCCCAAUUAAAUGCAAACACUAUUAGUGUAUGAA